AUGGGGCUGGAGCGCGGUCGGAAAGCCUCCCUCCCCCUCAUCCUCAACUUCGCAGCACUCGCCAUGGCCAUCUCAGCCAUCACCACCAACUUUUGGUGUGAGGGAACGCGCAAGGUGAUGAAGCCCUUCUGUGCUGAGGGUGCCAGCAUGCUGAAGCAGCAGCACUACUGCAUCGCCUUCAACAGCUCCAACUUCAACGACAGCCGGCAGGUGCAGUACAUCUACGAGACGGGAGAGGACAAGUUCGUCAUGAGGCGCUUCCACACCGGCAUCUUCUUCUCCUGCGAGCAGGCGGACGACAUGAUCGCUUUCGAAUGCAGGGAAUUCAUGGGGGUCACUCCAGUACAAGAGCGAGCUGUGUUGUGGCUCUGUAUGGUGGCAGAGUGUCUUUACACCUCGUUGAUGGCCAUAGGGGGCGCUCUAAUGUGGACAGAGGCGUGCCACUGCUGCAACAUGAUGAACAGGCUCAAAAUAAACGCCUUCGCCGCUCUCUGCACAGCCCUGGCAGGUCUCUUUGGGAUGCUGGCCCACAUGAUGUUCAUGACCUCAUUCCAGCUGGCCAUCCUGAUUGGACCAGAGGACUGGAGGCCCAAGACUUGGGACUACAGCUGGUCUUACCUACUGGCGUGGACCUCCUUCGCCACCUGCAUGGGCUCGGCAGUGACGGCCCUGAACCGUUACACCAAGACCAUCACAGAGUUCAAGUUCAAGCGGAAGAACAUCGAGAAGAACCUGCGGCUCAAGCAGAAGCUGCUGGACCUGGAUGUCCCUGAGCAGAUUUGGAACAUGCAUAUUUCCCACCACAAAUCCACCACAACUCACCUCGUUCACUUCCAAUCAAUUGUUUGCAACUUCUUGCCCCAUGGUCAGAAAGUAGAGGGCGUGACUUAG
This is a messenger RNA of Engraulis encrasicolus (European anchovy), 891 nucleotides long. Its product is annotated as germ cell-specific gene 1-like protein. The coding region runs from base 1 to 891 and encodes 296 amino acids. The record is from RefSeq and is a predicted model, not a curated record. The transcript is spliced from 7 exons. Lineage: Eukaryota; Metazoa; Chordata; Actinopteri; Clupeiformes; Engraulidae. Gene Ontology annotation, cellular component: plasma membrane.